Trichobilharzia szidati is the source of this 908-nucleotide messenger RNA. The record is from the annotation of a GenBank genome assembly. NCBI's taxonomy places the organism in Eukaryota, Metazoa, Platyhelminthes, Trematoda, Strigeidida, Schistosomatidae.
AGGGAGAUGCUGUUGAAGAUCAAAAUGAUUGGAAGGCUGCUUUACACACCCUACUGAAAGUACUGUAUCAAAUGACCUGUUUAAUGUCACCGUUUACACCAUUUAUGACAGAGUUUAUUUACCAGUAUCUGAAAGGUUAUCUAGAUUAUACUGACAAUCUGAAAGAUCGUGCUUCUCUUUUACCUGGUUACUCACCUGAAACUGGUGCUCCAGACUCAGUCCACUAUCUACAAGCACCUGAACCAAAAGUUGAAUUAAUCUCAAAGGAAAUUGAAGAAAUUGUCUCCUGGAUGCAAUCAACUGUUGAGCUAGGUCGUAUCAUACGUACCCGAUGUAAUCUCCCGCUGAAAGCACCAUUACGUGAAGCGAUAGUUAUUCAUUCUGAUCCAGGUGUUUUAAAACUUGUGAAGUCUGCACAAACUUAUAUUAUUGAAGAAUUGAAUGUUCGCCUGUUAACCACAACAAGUGAUAAACAUCGUUAUGGUGUUCAAUUGCGUGGUGUAUUGAAUCAUAAAACACUGGGUGUACGCCUUAAGAACGAUUACAAAGCUGUUGUAAAUGCAGUGAAAGAAAUGUCAACUGAAGAAUUGGAAAAGUUUGUUCAAACUGGCCAUCUGAUUGUUUGUGGACAUGAAUUAUCCGGUGAUGAUUUGUCAGUGGUGUAUACAACUGGUAGCGACGCCAGUUCAUCGGCAACUGGUACAAAACGUAAAGCAGAACAGACUACUGGGAACAGUAAUAAUACUACUACUAGUAAUAAUAAUAAUCAACAAAGCUUGUCAAAGUAUGAAACUGCAUCGGAUGCUAGAGGUCUCUUAGUGAUACUCGAUACAACACCAGAUCCUGAGCUAGAAAAUGAACGGUUAGCCAGGGAACUUGUUAAUCGUAUACAAAGAACACGUAAAAAG